AUUCCGAAUUCCGUUCCUCCGAAAGAUAACUCAGCACGUUGCUCGCAGCCUGAACGGCUCUCUGUCCUGCUUGUGAAUUGUCGCAGCAUAAGGAACAAAGUCGAUAACUUCAUGUCUUUAGUAGCCACUGUUAAACCUCAGAUUGUGAUGGGCACCGAAUCAUGGUUAAACAAGGAUAUACCUGAUGUAGAAAUCUUUCCGCCUGGUUUUACUGUCUAUCGGAAAGAUAGGCAUGGACAAGGCGGGGGAGUAUUCCUUUUGAUAUCAAAUGCAUUGUCAAGUACACAAAUUUUAUUUGAAAACGAUUCUGAGUCUGUCUGGUGCCUUGUGAAAUUGCCUAACGGAAACAAUGUAGUCUACGGGACAUUCUACCGUCCACCCGGCAGCAGCGGCUCAUUCGGAUUGCUGUCUGAGAUGCUCUCUCUCCUGCCUAAUAGCGUACUUCUAGGGGGGGAUUUCAAUUUGCCUGACUUCAACUGGAAUGCUGGAUGUGUGGCUGGCAAUAGGUCCCGUAUUUACACAGAGUUCGAAGAACUGCUCGGAUUAAAUGGAUUGCAGCAGUACGUACUGCAACCUACGCGAGAAAAUGCAAUUCUAGACUUAGUACUUUGCAAUGAGCCGAACAUAAUAUCAAAAGUUACUGUUUGCCCAGGUAUUAGUGACCACAGGGCAGUUGUCAUAGAGCUUAACAUACAGCGAGUACGGAUGGCGCAAAUUCCGCAAAGAAAAGUGUACAGCUACGACAGAGGAGACUAUGCUGCUAUCAGGACCGAACUUGAAAAUUUCUUUCCUACUUUCCAAUAUAUGUCAAAUGCACGCUGUCCGUUAACUUUGUGGUCAGCAUUUCGGGACAAAAUACUUGAACUAGUCGAAAGUCAUGUUCCAUGCAGGUACCUGCGGCAACGAAAAAAACAAAAACCUUGGUUUAACGUAGAAAUACGUAAACUUGUAAGGAAAGCAAGACAAACGUAUAAAACAUUUUCUGCCGACACCAGUCUGGCAAAUCAGAAACGCUUGCAAGAGAUAAAUAAGCUAUUGAAAGCAACAAUUAAAGCUGCCAAAGAUACCUUCUUUGUUAAAUUAAACAAGGACUUGAGAGAAAACCCAAAAUCUUUUUGGAAAUAUGUAAAACAAAAUGGAAAAGAAGACAUAUCGAUACCAUCUUUAACUGUUGACGGCAAAACCGUGACGUCGGACUAUCAGAGGGCGGAAUGCUUCAACAACACGGAUUCCGAAAAGGCUAUUCCUGCAACACACAACUAA
Dermacentor andersoni is the source of this 1263-nucleotide messenger RNA. RefSeq lists its product as uncharacterized. Gene Ontology annotation, biological process: larval heart development; cell adhesion involved in heart morphogenesis. The record is from RefSeq and is a predicted model, not a curated record. Gene Ontology annotation, cellular component: extracellular matrix. NCBI's taxonomy places the organism in Eukaryota, Metazoa, Arthropoda, Arachnida, Ixodida, Ixodidae. Gene Ontology annotation, molecular function: catalytic activity.